AUGAGCAACAACACCUCCCUACUAGAUACUCUACUUGGUCAUCUUGCAACUGUGUUUAAAAUACGGGAUCUUGGCAAACCUGGCUUCUUCUUAGGUAUUGAAACUGUUGACACUACUAGUGGAAUGCUUCUGUCCCAACGGCGCUACAUGACUGAUUUGCUGACUAGGGCUGGGAUGGUAAACUUUAAUCGUCUAUGUCCGUUUAUGCACGCCCCGACUACUGAUCAUUGGGCAAUGGUGAAACGGGUUCUUCGGUAUAUUAAGGGGACUCUUCACUAUGGUCUGCACCUGAGUGCAUCACCCACUACCUUUAUUCAUGCCUAUUCCGACUCUGACUGGGCUGGAUGUCCUGUUGACAGGAAAAGCACGAGUGGAUAUGCUGUUUUUCUCGGGUCUAAUCUCAUCUCCUGGCUAUCCCGGAAACAACGUACUGUGGCCCGCUCUUCGACAGAAGGCGAGUAUAAAGCCCUAGCCGAUGUUGCUGCUGAGGUUACUUGGGUUGUUUCAUUGUUACGUGAGUUGGGGCUGCACACCGGUCAACCGUCUACUUUGUGGUGUGAUAACUUUGGAGCUACGUAUUUAUAUGCUAAUCCAGUGUUCCACGCCAGAACAAAGCAUGUGGAGAUUGACUAUCACUUUGUGCGAGACAAGGUUGCAACGGGGGACUUCAAGGUAAACUUCAUAUCAACCAAGGACCAGCUCGCUGAUAUCUUCACCAAGCCGCUUCCAGGUCCAAGGUUCACUACACUACGAGACAAGCUACAUGUUGUUUCUCACCAACCUUCUGCUUGA
This is a messenger RNA of Ipomoea nil (Japanese morning glory), 792 nucleotides long. RefSeq lists its product as uncharacterized. The coding region runs from base 1 to 792 and encodes 263 amino acids. NCBI's taxonomy places the organism in Eukaryota, Viridiplantae, Streptophyta, Magnoliopsida, Solanales, Convolvulaceae. The record is from RefSeq and is a predicted model, not a curated record. The transcript has 2 exons.